AUACUGAGGUCUAGCCAACAGCUCGAGCUGAUCAGCGCUGCCUUUUGCACAACAAAGAAACUUAACUGUGAUUUUGAGCGCUUACGGGAACUGUUGACUCAGAACAUAGUAGAGGUAUUGGUUAAACACAAAGGGAAAUGAUGACGACAUGGUGCUGUGUUGCUGUAUUUCUGCUUCUACACUUCAGUCACUAUGGACAAGGCUGUCCUGACCAGUGUCAGUGCUACUCAGUAACAAAAGUGAUUUGCUCCAGUGAUAAAAUGUCAAGCUUGCCUGAUAGCCUUUCCUCAGAGGUGAGGGAGUUGAUCGUGGUGGCAUCCGGCAUGACACAUAUCUACUCCUUCACUUUACGAAACAACGAGAGGCUAACCAAGCUUGUCCUACUCAACACCAGCCUUCAGGUGGUCUCCCCUGGGGCUUUUUUCAGCCUGACUGAGCUGCAGGAACUUGAGAUCAGUGGGAGCAAAUAUCUGAAGGACCUGGACGUGGAGACCUUCAGCAAACUUGGCAACCUCCGAAAGCUUCUGCUCAACCACAAUGGAGUCAAGAGUCUGAAGGAGGGUCUCUUUGACACCCUGCACAAUCUGGAGACCCUUCAACUGCGGGGAAAUGGACUCACUGCUCUGCCACCUCUCCUCUUUCAUAAUCUCUGCAACCUCCAGGCUCUGGAUCUGUCGGAUAAUUCCAUUGUCACUCCAGGUGGGAGCUUCUUCCAAAACUUGAAAGAGUUGAGAUCUCUCAGGUUAGGCUUCAACCAGAUCCACUCUUUGCAGCCUGACAUGUUUCAGAAUACCUCACACCUGAGAGAGAUUGAUCUCCAGGGCAACAGGAUCUCUCUUCUCCCUCAAGAAAUUUUUGCCCACUUAAAUGAAUUGGAGGACCUAAAUCUCCGCAGCAACCACAUACUGGGUUUGAGCCCUGAAAUGUUUCCUUCCAGCCUGAAGGUGCUAAACCUAAAACAGAACAAGCUAUUCCAGCUUUCGUCCGGGUCAUUCCGCAGUCUGCCGCGUCUUAAUGUCCUAAACCUGUCUCAGAACAAGCUCUCGGUUCUCCCCGAAGAUCUUUUCAGAAACCUCACCUCUUUAUAUCAUCUGGACCUCUCUGAGAACCAUAUUAUUAAUAUAGCCAGCACUGCUUUCAGUGGUCUAUCCAAAAUCAAGUUCAUUAAUUUAGAAAGUAACAACCUGAGUUUCAUAGAAGUGGACACAUUCAGGGACCAAAAGGAUAUUGAGCGGCUGUACCUGUCCAAGAACCACCUAAAGAAUCUACCAUAUGGCUUCUUUGACGUUAUUGAUUUCCAGUGCAUUCUGCGUCUCCAUGGAAACCCAUGGAGUUGUGACUGUGGUUUGGUGUACCUCCAUGAGUGGUUGGAGUACAGUAGCAAAACAGUGGAGGACUUGAGUAAGGUGUACUGUGAUGGACCUUCAGCUCUUAAAGGUCAGAGUCUGAUCACUGUGGACCUAGACCAAUUGGUCUGUCUAAACAGCUCCAACUCUCACCAGCAAACCCAAACCAGCUGUCCUCAACCAGUGGGCAAGGGGGAACCUUCUGCCAAAAACACUACCCUUUGCAGCAUAGAGGAAGUCAGUGGGGCAUUUUCCAUCAACUGCAGGCUGGUUAAAUGCUCCAAUGUGAAAAUCGAAGCCAAUUUUGACCAAGCAGAUAUCAGGAUAAGGAUAUCCCCGAGUUGUGGGAAUAAACCAUAACUUUCACUCUUUGGAUAUCUGACAGGACGUAUAUUUCCAUUGUCUGGAUAUUUGGAUGGACCCUAACUCUUACUGUUUGAAUAGAUGUCACAUCAGAUUUCCUUUUUCUGCUAACUAAUGCAUAAUAACAUAUAGCACAUGGACGCAAACAUGUAUGUGUGCACCAGCACACAAACACACACACACACACACACACACACACACACACAUUUUGUCUAAUCUUAAAACAGCUGAGCAAUUUUCAUCAAAUUAUUUCACUUUAAUUUGAAUGUGAUCACUGAUCACUUAUUUGAAUGUGGAUGUGGUUUAAAUAAAUGGUAAAUCCA
Molecule: messenger RNA, 2032 nt
Organism: Chanos chanos (milkfish)
Lineage: Eukaryota; Metazoa; Chordata; Actinopteri; Gonorynchiformes; Chanidae
Product: carboxypeptidase N subunit 2
Exons: 2
Coding region: 138-1706 (522 amino acids)
Molecular function (GO): protein binding
Source: RefSeq, a predicted model, not a curated record